Diprion similis is the source of this 940-nucleotide messenger RNA. RefSeq names its product histone H1-like. Bases 96 to 800 code for a protein of 234 amino acids. NCBI's taxonomy places the organism in Eukaryota, Metazoa, Arthropoda, Insecta, Hymenoptera, Diprionidae. Gene Ontology annotation, molecular function: nucleosomal DNA binding; double-stranded DNA binding; structural constituent of chromatin. The record is from RefSeq and is a predicted model, not a curated record. The transcript has a single exon. Gene Ontology annotation, biological process: negative regulation of DNA recombination; nucleosome assembly; chromosome condensation. Gene Ontology annotation, cellular component: nucleosome; nucleus.
CAGUUAGUGAGCGCAUUGAGCACGACCAAUUCAAAAGCUUUCCGCAGUCACGCAGUCAUUCCGAUAUUCUAUCGAAAAAGCAAGCUGAAGAGAAGAUGGCAGACAAAGUAGCAGCAACGGCAGUCGCCGCUAGCCCAGCAUCAGCAAGCCCAGCAGCGCAGGCCACACCAACGAAAAAGGCGGCAGGAGCCAAGGCAAAGAUCCCUCGUGCCAAGCCAGCGCAUCCACGGACUUCUGACAUGGUUACCAGCGCUAUCCAAACUCUAAAGGAACGUGGAGGUUCAUCCCUGCAGGCUAUCAAGAAGUACAUCGCGUCGACGUACAAAGUAGACGCUGAGAAACAAGCGCCGUUCAUUAAGAGGUAUCUGAAGUCAGCUGUGGCUACCGGAGCUUUAGUUCAGACCAAAGGUAAGGGUGCAUCUGGGUCUUUCAAAAUUCCCACCAACAAAUCCGACGCACCAAAGCCUAAGGUAAAGCGUGCUGCACCGAAGGCUACUGUUCCGAAAAAGAAGCCCGCUGCAUCGACUGUUGCCGCAGCCAAGAAGCCUGCUACCGCUGUCAAGAAAGCUGCAGUUGCCAAGAAGCCUAGCGCUGUAACGCCACCCACGAAGGAAAAACGCAAGGCAGCCAAGAGCCCAGUCAUUAAAUCGCCGAAAGUGAAGAGCCCAUCGAAGGCUAAGAAGGCUGCCAAAGCACCAACCAGCAAACCCAAGGCGCCUAAACCAAAAAAGGCGGCAGCAGCAGCACCCAAGACCGCAAAACCUGCAGCGAAGAAGCCAGUUGCAUCAAAGAAGAAGUGAAUUCGUACCACUGCAAUGAGUCAUCUCUAACAGAACACCAGAAAAAUAAUUAUCAAACGGCCCUUUUCAGGGCCACUAAUGCAGUUCUAUUGCAAAAGAAUCGAUUCACACUGUACUUUAGAGGAAAAUUAGUACUAUUU